CAAAAGUAGUAUUACGUUUGAAAUUAUUUAUUUCUAAGUUAUUUAGUAUAUUAAACAUAAGUUUUGUUAAAAUAAUGUUUUAGUAAAUGAUAUUUGUGAAUGUUUAAAUAAAUAAACUAUAGACAUAGCCAUACGGUAUUUUAUUUAAAUCAUAAGUUUGCAACAAAUUAAGGACAGUAUCAUGGAGCAGGACAAUCCACGUGCCAACUAUAUUAUUAAUUUCUACAACUUUAUUAAUAAUAUAAACUUGUCACAUAAAUUCAUGCAACUACUACAAUCACAUCCAUGUGCUUAUAUGCUUAAUUAUAAUCAGCUAUUCACGGAUGAGGCUAAGAAGGUGUUUAUGUUUUUGGAGUUCACGAGAGACAGGGAUCCAUGCAAUAAGCUGGCUGAAAUAUUGACCGAGUCGGGGCAAUCGGGUGCCGCCCAACAGCUCCGGGAGUAUAAUAGGUCGGAACAGCCCAUGCCAUACCAAGAUCAAAUUAACCUAGAUGUUAACCGGGCUAUUAUUUUGCGCUCAGCCACCACACGAUGGUAUAAAAUGGACUCCAACCCCCGUGGUAGAGCUGUCAUAUUUGUCCAGGAUAUAAAAUACACAAACGAGCCUAUAGUGGUCAACCUGGACAACGAGGGAUUAAGAUUCAAGCACAUUUUCGAUCAGCUAGGUUACGACACUCAGAUCCACAUGCGAAAAUCUUGCACCGAAAUAAUGAGCAUACUAAUUGAGUAUGCUACUUCCGAACACCCUGGUGACUCAUUCAUUAUGAUGUUCACCGGGCACGGAUUUAACGGGAAUAUAUGUGGCAAUGACAAUUACGAGCAUGAUGUCUUACCCAUACAAAAUGUACUGGAUCUGUUUUCUGAGAAAAAUUGCUUGGCAUUACAGAGCAAGCCUAAAGUGUUCCUGUUCAAUUGUUGCCGAGAAAGUAUGUAAUUAAUUGGUAAUUCAA
This is a messenger RNA of Oppiella nova, 950 nucleotides long. Lineage: Eukaryota; Metazoa; Arthropoda; Arachnida; Sarcoptiformes; Oppiidae. The record is from the annotation of a GenBank genome assembly.